AUGGCCUCUCCUCCCUACGCCUCCUCACCCUCAGCCAUGUCACCUCCAUACCCAUCGCCAGCGCAAAUCCCCAACAAGAAGCGCUCGUCAACCCUCGACGUAAACAACCCUUCAAAGCGCCGCAAGCCCUCGAACCUCUCGCAAACCUCCAACUCUGCAGCCGCAGUCAACCACCCUCUCCGCCAGACCUCUUUCCCCCCAGAGGCCCGAUCCCCGUACCCUCGCUCCCCAUCCGUCGACGCAUCCUCACACGUGAGUGGAAGCGCAGUAAGCGUCACGGCCAGCGGCGCGCCAAAGAAGAAACGCGGCCGGAAAGCAAAGAACGCGAAGCAGGAUGAGGCGCGUGAGCAGACACCCAGCCUCGUAGGAGGCCGCGCUCCUACAGCCGUCAGCGGACAGGGCGGAGAUAAGGAAGACGACGACGAAGAUGACGAAAAGGCAGAGAUGGCGCUGGAGGAUGUGGUUGCGAGGACACAGGAGCAGAAGCAGGAGGAGAUUCGUCUACGUGCAAUGCUUGUUGAGGCCUUCGACAGCCAGCAGUAUAACCGAUACGAGCUUUGGCGCGCAGCCAAGCUCGCCGACUCUGUCGUCAAACGAGUGGUCAACGCGACCGUGUCGCAAUCCGUUCCGCAAAACGUCAGCACAGCCGUCAAAGCCGUUGCCAAGCUCUUUGCCGGUGAGAUCAUCGAGGCCGCCCGCAACGUGCAGGCCGAGUGGAUAGCAACAGGAGAGAAGCAGAGCGAGCUCCCAACACCGCCCCCCUCCAACAACGACGCAGCCGCCGAGGAAGAAGAGGCAGACCUGAAGCGCGGGCCCCUGCGUCCUGACCACCUGCGUGAGGCAUGGCGUCGCUACAAGCUGUCGGGAGAGAGCCGUGGAGUGGGCGUGCAGCAGCUCUGGCAUGCGCAACAGGCCGAUGGUGUCGACCGCUUCUCGACACGCACGGGAAAGCGGCUCUUCAAGUGA
Messenger RNA from Fusarium falciforme, 966 nucleotides. Its product is annotated as TAFII28 domain-containing protein. Gene Ontology annotation, biological process: RNA polymerase II preinitiation complex assembly; transcription initiation at RNA polymerase II promoter. Gene Ontology annotation, cellular component: nucleus; transcription factor TFIID complex. NCBI's taxonomy places the organism in Eukaryota, Fungi, Ascomycota, Sordariomycetes, Hypocreales, Nectriaceae. The coding region runs from base 1 to 966 and encodes 321 amino acids. Gene Ontology annotation, molecular function: protein heterodimerization activity; transcription coactivator activity. The transcript has 2 exons. The record is from RefSeq and is a predicted model, not a curated record.